AUGCGCUCGUUCAUUAUCUCGUUGGCACUGUGCGUAGCCAGCACUCUCGCCGUACAAAUCGAUACAGAAGGCCUUCCCGACACUGGCCUCGACACCUCGAGUUGGACGACUGGAACUCUGCCACCAAUUGAAGAUCUGGUUGAUGCGAACGACUUUCAAAUCGCCGCCAAGAAUGUCUUGUCUGACAAGAAUUAUGCCUACUACCGCACAGCUGCAUUGGACGAAAUCACAUACGAUGCCAACAUGCGUGACUGGGAGAAGAUCAGAUUGAACGGUUUCAGCUUCACCGAUGUGUCCAAUGCCAACACCAAGACAAGUAUCCUCGGGUAUGAGUUUGACGCACCAUUCUUCAUCGCCCCUGCCGCAAAGGCUGGGUACGCGAGCAAUGGUGCCGAGACGAAUCUUGCAAAGGCUGCAGGUGCUGCCAACCUUCUAUACGUGCCAUCUAUUUCAUCGUCGCAGUCGAUUGAACAGAUUGGCGCAGCAGCAGUCAAAGGACAAGUCAUGUUCCAUCAAGAGUACAUUUGGUCAGACACUGCGAAGCUUCAGGAUGAGUUGAAGCGAAUGGAGAAGGCGGGAUUCAAGGCCAUCUUCUUGACUGUCGACAAUACGGUACGUGAAUGUGAUCUAUGCUCCAUGCAAAUAUCUGACUGGAUCUCAGNNGGUGUCAACGGAAUCAGAGAUCGUUACCUACGUUUCUCUGCAGGAGGUGAUGCUGGUCACAGCUCUACAUUCACCAUCGAAUCGCUGAACAAGCUGCGAAACAUGACGACCCUUCCAAUCGUACCCAAGGGCGUAAAAACUGCUCACGACGUCAAACUUUGCGCUGAUCUCGGUUUUCCUGCCGUCUACAUCUCGAAUCAUGGAGGUCGUGUCGUCGACUUGGCACCAACCGCUGUUGAAGUGCUUCUUGACGUUCGUCGCUUGUAUCCCGAAGUCUUUGACCAGAUUGAGAUCUAUGCUGAUGGUGGUGUACGUCGCGCGAGCCAUAUCAUCACGUUAUUGGCUCUUGGUGUGCGUGCGGUCGGUCUUGGUCGUGCGCCUAUGUAUGCCAAUGUCUACGGCCAGCAAGGAGUAUCGAAGCUCUUGGAUAUCAUGAAGAAAGAGCUGACGACAGAGUUGUCUUUGAUUGGAGAAGCCGACUCAAACAACGUGCGAGGAAACAGAACUUUUGUCAAUACGCGACGAGUCGAGUUGGAGUUCUUUGGUGCGCCUCUGCCUUGA
Molecule: messenger RNA, 1224 nt
Organism: Aureobasidium uvarum
Lineage: Eukaryota; Fungi; Ascomycota; Dothideomycetes; Dothideales; Saccotheciaceae
Source: the annotation of a GenBank genome assembly